This is a messenger RNA of Alternaria infectoria, 522 nucleotides long. RefSeq lists its product as uncharacterized. Lineage: Eukaryota; Fungi; Ascomycota; Dothideomycetes; Pleosporales; Pleosporaceae. Bases 1 to 522 code for a protein of 173 amino acids. The transcript has a single exon. The record is from RefSeq and is a predicted model, not a curated record.
AUGCGCAACACUGCCGAGUCCCCACUUUUGCGCCUACCCGGAGAAAUCAGAAACCACAUUUACGAACACGCUCUCGGUCAACGCACGUACGCCCUUUGGGUAUAUUCCUUCAAAGCCACAUACACGCAUCGAAAUGACCUCGCUCUCCUGCGCGUCUGCCGCAAGGUCUACGACGAAGCAAAGCUCCUCCCCUUUGCGCUAAACACAUUCUGCUUCCCCCAUUUCCUCAAGUCAUACUACACUCUCAUGCUCGGGCUUGAUGCAACGGAACGUCAGCUCAUCCGCACGGUUCGCAUAACGUUCUAUUUAAGAGAAGCUGAGAGCCUCGUUGCGGAUCUGCAUGAGUGCAGGCUUGACUCAUUGUCGCAAGUUUUCCCUGCAGUGCGGUCUGUACAUCUGCAUGUGGGCUGCGGGGAUUUCGAUCCGACGAGAUUGGAACAGGCAGUGAUGAGUAUUGGAAAGCGGGUAGAGAGCGGUCUGGACGAGGGUGUUGACCUGGAAAUCACUCGUGCUAAAUAUUGA